GUUGUCAUGCAAAUGUGUUUUGUCGCACGACAUUUCUGACUCGCAUAACAUCAAGAUUCUUAAAGAAUACGACUUGGUACCACCGCACCAAGUAAUGAACAAAGAUUUUGUUCGAUGUAGUAUCUUGGUUCUUCACGAACAGAAAUGCAUUGAAACAAGGAAGUUCCCAGGUGGCCGUAAUGCGACAGCUGUUACUCGGGAAACACCAGCUGUAAUUGUGAGUGGAAAGCAAAAUGCCUGUUCAUCAGGAAACACACAGGCUACAGCUGUUUCUGCAAAGUCAGCUAGGAAACAAGAACCGUCUGCGACUUUGAGUUCAGUGGCAAACCCGGCUAAAAAGCAGGACAACAAUGUCCUUAAAGCCGAAGUUUUAUUUGAAUUCUUGUGUAAAGAAUUCAAUUGUUCGGCGCCUAUGACCGUCCUUAAAACUCGUAAGUAUGUAAAUGAAAUUCAAGAUGUCUCAUUGCUUCUUCAGGAAAACAAUGACAAAUUUUUGUUCACCCGGAACGAAAAUGACAAUGUCCGAGACGUUACUGCAUUCUGCCCCAAGCUUCGCUUGUGUUUUGACUUUGUGUCUUUUAGUGAAUGCAAGAACAAACAUUGUACAUAUUUCCACCUCUGCAGGAAGUUCAUCACAGGGUCUUGCAAUCGUGGAAACAAAUGCUCAAGACCUCACACAUUUCGAAAUAAGAGGGACCAAGAAACUGUUUUGAAGCUUGAUUUGGACUGGCUGACAAAUGAGCAACUUCGUCACCUGAUGCUGUCAUCAUCUCCUCAGGUUUGUAUCAGUUACAAUAAAGGUAAAUGUACCAACCACUUGAGGUGCUCUCGAAUUCAUAUUUGCAAGGACUUCAUCGUGAAUGCCUGCAAGAAUGGCGAUGCCUGCCGUUUUCGACACAAAGGGGCUCUUGAUACUCGUCACACAAGGUCAUUGCUGGAGAAGUAUGGACUGAGGGAGAUCAGCCGCGACAACGCGUUGAAAACUAUCUUAGUUUGUGAAGAAGACAGAGGUCCAUGCAAUGAUAAAAUCCUUCAAAUUCCAAAAGCAGCUUCGCCCAGUGGUUUAGCUACAGAAAAUGCCAAACGUACUGACUUAACCGAGGAGUUGGUAGUGAAUUCUGUCCCUGAGCAAACCCGAGUAUCUGGUAGCAUGAUAUCUUCUCAUUGUCGAAGUAUGGGGCAAGAACGCCGGAAAUCUAUUUCGAGUUCAUGUAGUUCUUUGUCAGCCUCCGACAAAGUUACCACUUCCAAGAAGGCUGUCUUUACCUGUAUUAGUAAAGAGUACAAUGGUUCCGUACACUUUGCAGUCAUCUCGAAAAGAAAAGACUUGUUUCCAAAAGAUGUUGAGAACAUUGCAGGGUGGUUUAGAAAUAGGAAAGAUAGCUUUCGUCUCGUAGAAAGGGCGGACGGAACCAUCUUGGAGGUCUGCACGUUUUGUCCAAGAGCAGGAUUUUGUUUCAACUACACUUCGUCAACAAGUUGCUCAAGAAAGGAUUGCCAGUAUUUUCAUGUUUGCAGGGAACAUACUGUUGGAGUUUGUAAUUUCGGGAGCAGAUGCAAAUGGAACCACAAUUUUCAAUUUGACCGUGAUCGCAAGUUCAUUUCCAAACUUGAGUUGGAUGGCAUGACAGAUGAAGAACUUUGCAAGGUUAUACAGCUCUCUAUGCCCCAAGUAUGUUUGGAUUAUAAUGAGGGAGAAUGUCAACAUGGUGGAAGUUGCUCACUGGUACACAUUUGCAAGGAUUUUAUAAGGAAGAAGUGCCAUGACUCGGAAAAUUGUGGGCUGGAACACGAAGAGGCCUUGCUGACGUCCCACACAAGUACCAUACUUCAGAACUAUGGCCUAAAAUGCACAGAUGGGAACUUAAAUUUCGUCCUAAAUACUCUUCUGGUUUGUGAAAAGAGCAAUGUUUCGACACCAGCGACUUCGAAGUCCUACAUGAGAACUCCAGCUGCUCAGGAUUCACUCAAACAGUCUUCACAGGGUCGAACUAAACCUUCUGAUUCCAUGAGCAAAACGAGUCUGGCUUAUAGCUCAGCAAGUUGGACCCCUUGUUUCCUAACUGAGCAGAAGGUCUUUGAAUGCCUGUGUAAAGAGUACGGUUCCUCGAUCUCUUUUGACGUGAUUGCUAAACGAAAGGAUUUAUUUCCGCAUGGACCAGAAAGCGCUGAAGGUUGGUUUCGCAAGACGAAAGGCAGCUUUUUGAUGAGAGAGAGCAACCAGGGGGUGAUUACACAAGUCGAUGCCUUCUCUGCAAGAGCUCGUGUCUGUUGGAGCUACAAUAAGAACGGAGAGUGUGUCAAACACAACUGCACAAACCUGCAUAUUUGUAGAGAUUACAUCAUUGAUUCCUGCAGCAGUGGAGUAACAUGUCCGCUGAAUCACCACUUCAACAACCAGAGGGACAGGGCUUGGCUUUCGAGGAUCAACCUUGAACAGUUAACAGACCUUCAACUCCAAAAGCUCGUGCUCUCUUCGACACCUCAGAUUUGUGUAGAGUACAAUAAUGGCGUAUGCAAUCGAGGUGAUACUUGUAACAGGAUUCAUAUGUGCUGUGGUUAUUUAAGGAAAAGUUGCAGUGGUGAAUACGAGUGCGGUUUAGAUCAUGAAACAGCCAUGGAUACUGACCAGACCAAGGCAGUACUUCAGCGUCUUAUGUUGAGCAGCGUCUGUAAGGCUGAUAUACUGAAAAUGAUUCUUGACGACAAACGCAGUUUGUCAGGCAAAGACAAAACGAAAUGCCAUAUUCAUCAGGAUAGGUCAGAUGCAUCCAUUUGCUCGGAAUUCCUUAUUGGUAAAUGCAAGAAAGGCUCAAGGUGCUUAGGACACCAUUGUUCUAUGCCAUACCAGUGGCAAUAUCAAGUUUCCAUUUCUGAUCGAUGGAUAAGCUUCAGUGAGGAGGACAACUUGACUCUAGAGAAGCUCUACUGUGAUGUGAAUGUCGAAACACCAGUGAACUUCAAGUCAGCCCAGUCUCUUGAUCUUUCUCGUCUUGAAAGAAAUGGAAGGCUUCCUUGUGACCUGAAAUAUGAAGUUAUGAUUGACCAGGAAAAUAUGACCAUCACAUUUCAAAGGCCAAGGGGUGGUGGAGGUUUCUUAGUGGGCUUAUUGAGGCGCCUGUCCACCGUGUCGUACGUCAUCAGCCCAUGUGAUCCCGUGUUUACGAACUGGAAAUGGUAUUGGAAAGAUAAUGCCAACGUGUGGCANGCAGACCUGCAAAAGCGACAAGCAGGUUUUCAUUGUGAGUAUAAAUGGUUAACUAUCGGUAACACGACAACAUUUUUCUUACAGGAAAGCGACCUACAGAAACAGAUAGAGCAAGCCUAUCAAGACAUGUUAGGCCAGGGCAAAACAAAAGCCAUGUACCAGUUUCUAACCCCAGAGAAUGUGUACAACGUGUUUUUUGAUUCGACAAGAGAGAUGUACCAGGUCAAUGUGAGAACUGGCACCAAGAGACAGGUGAAAAGGAGACCUGAAAAACCUAUCUCCUACGACGAUCUAAAUGAAUGGGCUCGUGGUGAUCCCACAUCCAAGAGAAGAACAGAGGAAAGACCUGUGAAUGUUCCAAGCCACUGGUCCUCGAUGCGGCUCAGUGUGCCCUAUACACGCGUUGCAUUAGACGCAGCUUCAGCCGAAUUUCAAGACGUGGAGAAGUUGUUCUUUCGGUCGAUGAAUGGCCGGGCGGUGAUCGAAAAUAUCGAUCGUGUUCAGAAUCCUUUAAUUUGGGAGGAGUACUGCAGGAAUAAAGAAAAGAUGAUGCAAAAAGCUCAUCUUUUAAAUCAGCAGCAGGUUAAUGAGAAGAAAUUGUUUCACGGAACCAGUCCAGAAAACGUAGAGGCCAUCUGUGAAGACAACUUUGAUCCGCGAAUACAUAAAAAGAACAGGAGGCUUAUGUAUGGCCAAGGAACCUACUUUGCAGUCAAUGCCUUAUCCAGCCACUCCUACGCGAAGAGAGAUUCUAAUUCGUUUCAGUAUAUGUUUUUGGCCAAAGUACUCGUUGGUUGUUAUACCAAGGGCCACCGCAGUUAUCAAAGACCACCACCAAAGGAUUGUUCAAAUGUCGCCACCCAUCUGUAUGACUCGUGUGUGGAUAACAUUUCAAACCCAACCAUCUUCGUCGUCUUCGAUAGCAAUUACUUCUACCCAGAGUACGUCAUUCAAUAUUUAUCACCUCAACCGCCCGCCGCCGGCCCAUUACUCCUGAAAAAGAGAUCAGCGCAGCGCCUUACCCUUUCCUCUUCUACACAAAGUAGUUUUUCAGCCUCAGCUGUGUCUAUUUCAAGCCGAUUUGCUUCACCGAGUUGGUUUGCAGCAGUGGCCAAACCGAACUUUGAGGGACCAACGCCCCUGGAAAUGCCAAUGGCGCCAAGAACUGAGCACGGAAUUCUGAAGCAUCAGUCUAGUUGCUCAAAUUAUCUUGGCAAAGCGUCCUUGCCAAGGGGUUCUACUACACAGAGUAGUUAUUCAGCCUCAGCUGUGUCUAAUGCAGAGCUUACAGGUAUAACCCAGACAAGAAGCUCAGAUUAUCUUGACACAGCGUCCUUGCCGAGUGGGUCUACUAGAAAAAGUAGCUAUUCAGCCUCAACUGUGUCUAGGGCAGAACUUACUGGUACAACCGCGACUAAAUGCUCAGAUAAUCUUGGCACAGCGUCCACAAAGGCCGGGACUGGUGCAGAAAGUCGUUAUUCAGCUUCAACUCUGUUUAGUUCAGAGCUCAUUAGUGUUGGAACCCGACUAAUUGCUCAGACAAUCUCCAUGCUGAAGGGAACUGUUGCCGAAAUGAGUCACUCGGCUUCAGUUGUGACUGGUUCAGAGCUUACAACUGUAAACCUAGCGAGAAGCACAAUCAGUCUUGGAUCAGCCUUCACGCCGAGUGGAACUGCUGCAGGAAGCCACACUCAUCAGGAUGAGCCAGAUACAUCUAUCUGUCAACAGUUCCUUAUUGGAAGAUGUGACAAAGGCUCAGCAUGCACCGAGCUUCAUUGUUCUUUGCCUUACCACUGGCAAUACAAAGUUUCCCUGUUUGAUGAAUGGAAAUGUUUCACUGAUGAAGACAACUUGGCUCUGGAAAAGCUGUACUGUGAUGUGAAUGUCGGAACGCUAGUGAAUUUCAAGCCAGCCCAGUCCCUUGAUCUUUCUCGUCUUCAAAGGCAGGGUAGGUUUCCUGGUGAUCUGGAAUAUGAAAUUACGAUUGACCUGGACAAUAUGACCAUCACAUUUCAAAGGCCAAGGGGUGGUGAGGGGUUGUUAGCAGGUCUACUGAGGCGGUUAUCCCCUGUGUGUUACGUCACAUGGCCACAUGAAUCCAUGUUUACGAACUGGAAAUGGCAUUGGAAAGAUAAUGACAAUGUCUGGCAUCUCUAUGACAAAGACUACUUGAAAAGCGACCUUCAGGAGCAGAUAGAGCAAGCCUAUCAAGACAUGUUAGACCAGGGUAAAACAAAGGCCAUGUACCAGUUUCGAACCUCAGAGAAUGUGUACAACUUGUUGUUUGAUUCAACAAGAGAGAUGUACCAAGUCAAUGUGAGAACUGGCACCAAGAGACAGGUGAAAAGGAGACCUGAAAAACCUAUCUCCGAUGACGAUCUGAAGGAAUGGGCCCGUGGUGAUUCCGCAUCUAAGAGAAAAAUCGAGGAGAGUCCUGUGAAGACUAAUAUUUCCAGCCAUGUUCCAAGCCACUGGUCCUCGAUGCCUCUCAACGUGCCCUACACACGCGUUGCAUUAGACGCAGCUACAGCCGAAUUUCAAGACGUGGAGAAGUUGUUCAAACGGUCGAUGACCGGCCGGGCGGGGAUCGAAAAUAUCGAUCGUGUUCAGAAUCCUUUAAUGUGGGAGGAGUACUGCAGAUAACGAAAUAACUGUU
Molecule: messenger RNA, 5864 nt
Organism: Orbicella faveolata
Lineage: Eukaryota; Metazoa; Cnidaria; Anthozoa; Scleractinia; Merulinidae
Product: protein mono-ADP-ribosyltransferase PARP12-like
Cellular component (GO): nucleus
Molecular function (GO): metal ion binding; NAD+ poly-ADP-ribosyltransferase activity
Source: RefSeq, a predicted model, not a curated record